CGCCCAACAAGAUGUUACAAGCCAACGGAGAAUCUCGUCAAAAUUUAGAAUUCCUUGGGAUUCAGUAUAAAUCUUUACAUGCCAUAGGUUUGGACCUUGGAGUUAUUAGAGGCCGUGAUAUAGUUAAAAAUCGUCAAAAAUUCACUAUACUUGCUGUGAUCACCUUUUAUCUGCAAUGUGGUCUUUUUGUCUAUGCAGCCCACAUGUUCACCAUACAAAUUGACAAGGCUAGCACUUCAUUGUCCUUGUUCAAUCAGGGCUCCUUGCUGUGCUUUAAGAUGUUUAUACUUUUAUUGCGUUCGGAUCGAUUAUUGAAAUUCAUUUGGGAUCUAAAUAUGUUGGCGACUAUGGCAAACGAUGCAGAAGAGGAACUUUGGCUUUCGGAAAAUCGUUAUUCUAAACUUAUUGCCAAAGUCUAUGGAAUUGCCUGUCUUGGAGCGACUAUAGCAUCGGGAUUAUUGCCAAUUGUUUUCAUACUAUACGAACACUUUAGAGGACUUGAGGUUAAUCCAUUCCUACCAUUUGAUGGAGAAUUCCCCUAUGAACAUCUUGGCCUACCGAUAUUUAUCCUUAACUACAUUCUAUCGACCAUUUAUGUGUGGACUUUACUGGGUAUGACCAUUGGCAUGGAUACCCUGUUCGGUUGGUUUGUCUAUGCAGUUUCGGGUCACUUUCGCAUACUUUGUUCCAAAGUUGCCGUUACUGCGGCUAAAAUCGCCCAAGAUGAUAAUCAUGCGGAUUUUACACGUGACGUUGGCUCCAUUGUUUAUUAUCAUAACAAAAUAUUGGGAUUUGUUAAUGAAUUGAAUGGCAUAUUUGGACCAAUCUUUUGGGCUGAGGUAGCAUUCAGUUGUCUUCAAAUGUGUUUUUUGAUUUUUAAUCUGAACAGUGGUACGGAUAUGCGACAAAAACCUUUUAAUCUUCUAGUGUUCUUGGCCAUCAGCAUACAGUUAAUGAUUUACUGCUUUGGAGGACAGAAAGUGAAGUCAGAGAAUGAAGCACUCUGCAAUGACAUCUAUUACCAAUUUCCUUGGGACAAAAUGAAACCUUCAGAAAAGAAAAUGAUGCUGCUGCCUUUAAUGAGGUCACAAGAAGACACUGCUCUAAGGGGAUUAUUUUUUGAACUGGAUCGUAAUCUUCUGGUAUAUAUAUAUCGUACCGCUUUCUCCUAUAACACUCUGCUGGCAGCCAUGAAAGAUAAUUGAAUCAUCAUAAAAUGAUUUAUUUUAGAUUUCCGUUUGGAAAUGUGAAAAAAUGACAAACAAUAUCUUACACCUUUGCACUUUCACUUAAUUAUUAAGCUGCUAACAGAAUCAUUAAUUAGCAGCAAUUGGCACAGAUUUGUUGUUUCGUCUAGAAUAAAUAUUUCGCAUGCACCUAAGA
Molecule: messenger RNA, 1383 nt
Organism: Stomoxys calcitrans (stable fly)
Lineage: Eukaryota; Metazoa; Arthropoda; Insecta; Diptera; Muscidae
Product: odorant receptor 45a-like
Exons: 5
Coding region: 12-1205 (397 amino acids)
Biological process (GO): sensory perception of smell; detection of chemical stimulus involved in sensory perception of smell
Cellular component (GO): plasma membrane
Molecular function (GO): olfactory receptor activity; odorant binding
Source: RefSeq, a predicted model, not a curated record